GUUUGUCAGUCUAGAUUCUAAGAAGCUCACACCGGACGAGUCUGAGCUUUUUCUUUUUUGUUUUGGUGCUGCGAAUACAAAUAAAGGGGCAACACCCAGUGUGCGUGCGUGCCUUUGCUGCUGCUCCGUUGUCGGAUCAAUCUGACUCUGCACGCUGUCGUCGGGCCCAGACCGACUUUACAUACCACUUCCACCUCCCAACGCUGACAUCACUUGGGGAUCUUGCACGGCAGUAGGGACGCUGGAAGUCUUUACUCUAGUCGAGAGCACUAUAAGCUUUUCUACGUCGAUACAAAUACAAAAUGUGUCGCUUUUUAGUAUACAAAGGGCGCCAUGAGAUUCGUCUCAGCAAGCUGGUCACAGAACCCAGUCACUCCAUCCUGACCCAGUCGUACGAUUCGCGUCUCAGACUGGACACCCGCCGCCCCGUAAACGGCGACGGCUUCGGGGUGGGUUUCUACACGGACCCGAAACUCGGGCCCGACCCAUGCAUCUUCACCUCGACGCUCCCCGCGUGGAACUGCGAGAACCUGGAGCGGCUGGCGUCAAAGACAUGCUCGAACCUAAUCUUCGCGCACGUGCGGGCGACGACGGAGGGGACGCUGUCGGACACGAACUGCCACCCGUUCCAGCACCGCACGCUGAUGUGGAUGCACAACGGCAACGUGGGCGGGUGGCACUACAUCAAGCGGGCGCUGGCCGACUCGCUGGCCGACAAGUGGUACCUGGGGGUGAAGGGCGGCACGGACAGCGAGUGGGCGUUCGCGCUGUUUCUCGAUCUCCUCGAGAAAGAAGGCGUCGAUCCCAGCGCCGACCCCGGCCCGGAGGGGUUCGGCCCCGCGCUGCUGCGCCGCGUGAUGGUCAAGACCAUCGCGCAGAUUAAUGCGUUCAUCAAAGACAUUCCCCGCCGGCAUGGCGGUGCUGUUGGGGAAGUCGAGACGCGCAGUUUGCUGAAUUUCGCCGUCACUGAUGGCCAUACCGUCAUCUGCACCCGGUAUAUCAGUAGUAAGACGGAUGAGCCGGCCAGUCUGUAUUUCUCGUCGGGCACCAAGUGGACCGAGGGCAAGGGGCAGGGCCAUUUCAAGAUGGAGCGGCAUGACAAGGGGGCGGAUAUUGUGCUGGUCGCGAGUGAGCCGAUUACGUUUGAGAGGCACAACUGGGUCUCCGUGCCCGCCAAUUCCAUCGUCACCAUCCACAAGCAGACCGUCAUGCUGCACCCCAUCAUGGACGAGUUCUACGUCGAGGACUCCAACCAGGAUCGCUCCUCCUGCUUCGCCGUCUCCAAGGGCCUGGUGAGCACCGCCCCGGGCACCACCGUGCAACCACAGAACGACGCCAAGGCGCCCGCCUUCGACAUGACGCCUGCGAAUCAGUGCGCCGUGUCGCAUUGAGGGUGAGGUUUUGGACUUUCCGGGUUGUUUUUUUUUUUUUUUUUUUUU
This is a messenger RNA of Aspergillus uvarum CBS 121591, 1439 nucleotides long. Its product is annotated as glutamine amidotransferase subunit DUG3. The record is from RefSeq and is a predicted model, not a curated record. The transcript is spliced from 4 exons. Lineage: Eukaryota; Fungi; Ascomycota; Eurotiomycetes; Eurotiales; Aspergillaceae. Bases 303 to 1391 code for a protein of 362 amino acids.